AUGAAGUUCUCGAAACAGCUGCUGCUCCGAGCCUCGCCGCUCUGGUACGACCACUAUGUCGAUUACAAGUCGCUCAAGGGCACUCUCAAGUCCUUCCGUGUCGGCGACAGCACCGAUCCAAAGUCCCAUACCGAUGUUCCCGCUGCCGAGCGCAAGCCCACUCCGCCACCCAACAUGGCCGCUAUCGACGAGUUCACAAACACAUUCUCGGAACUCCUGAAGGUCGAGGCCGAUAAGGUCGAAGGAUGGUAUGUCAUCAAGGAAACCGAGGGACGAGCCCGCCUGGCCGAGCUGGUUGCCCGUGGAAAGAGUCCACAAGUCAAUCGCGAGGUUUGGCUCAAGGACAUCGAGGACCUAAUUGCCAACCUGGAGAUGCUGUUUGAGUACAGCGAGGUCAACAUCGUCGCAUUCAAGAAAAUCAUCAAGAAAUUCCAAAAGUACAUUGAACACGGCAACGUCUCGAAUGUGUGGACAGUCAUCAAGGCCUAUCGCUUCUUUUCCAACUCGGAGCUGGAUCAGCUCGACCUGGACGCCCUUCCGGGCGGACAAAUCUCCAAGCUGUGGCUGGCUGUAUACGAGGGGGACCGGAAGCCUGAUCCGAAUCCCG
This is a messenger RNA of Polychytrium aggregatum, 607 nucleotides long. RefSeq lists its product as uncharacterized. The annotation marks the transcript as partial. Lineage: Eukaryota; Fungi; Chytridiomycota; Chytridiomycetes; Polychytriales. The transcript has 6 exons. The record is from RefSeq and is a predicted model, not a curated record.